GCAGGUCUGCAUAAAACGCUGCCCAGGACUACACCGUGUUUUCUGGUCUCGCCAGCCAAGCGCGGCUUUUCCUUUAGAUUUAUAUGUUUGUGGGAAUAAAUACAAAUAAAAUAAUAAUAAAUAGAUAUUUAGAUUAAUAGGACGAACAGAAAUUAGAGUUUUCUCUGGACGCUCCUCGUAUUCAACAAUCCUCUCAUCGUCGUGAUAGUGGGAAUGGGAUAUGAUGGAGGAUAAAGCGCCCCGUGUAGCCGACUACUUCGUGGUUGCUGGCCUCCCCGACUCGCCCAAGCCCCUCGAGGAUGAUCUCCACUUUGAUGAUGCCGGCGCCAGGUCGGUUAAACCCAAAGCCCCCAUCACGGACGUUGCUGUGGUGAUACGCUCCCUGGGUGAGGAGGUGCCGGCAGGUUUCACCUGCGUGGAGAGCACCCCCACUGGGCUCUCCGCCGAGCUCAACGGAGCCAGCCUCAGGGGUCCUCAGAUCUUCUUGUGCUUCAAGCGCGGCCGAGAUAAGCCUCCGCUGACAGAUCUUGGGGUUCUGUACGAGUGGAAGGAAAAGCUGAAACCGGGAUGUCACAUCGUCCAAACCACGCCCUCGGGUCGCCCCGCCAACAUCAGCAGCUCGUCCUCCCAGCGCAUAUACAUCACCUACCGCCGCUCUCCGAAGAGCCAGCCCCACACCUCACUGGCUGUCACCGACGUCUGCGUCAUCAUACCCGGAAAAGGGGAGACGCCCCCUCACACCUUCUGCAAGGUGGACAAGAACCUCAACAGCAGCAUGUGGGGGUCCUCCAUCUACCUCUGCUAUAAGAAGUCUCUGGCUAAAGCAAAUGCAAUAGCAUACAAAGCAGGUCUGCUGUGUAGGUACCCCGAGGAGGACUACGAGUCCUUCCCCCUGCCGGAGUCCGUCCCCAUGUUCUGCCUCCCCAUGGGGGCGAUGAUUGAGCGAUGGCCGACCCACACCAAACACUCCUUGCCUGUUUUUUCCACGUUUGUACUAACGGGGGCCUCAGGAGAAAAGGUAUAUGGGGCAGCUAUCCAGUUUUAUGAGCCUCAUCCAGAGGAGAGCCUCACUGAGCGUCAACGAUCACAGCUUGGCUUGACCAGCUCUGAUUUCGGAAAUGGCGAAACAAAGAAUUUUUACAGCAACAAGAGCAUCUGCUUACUUUCCCACUGGCCGUUUUUUGACUCCUUCCGGAGUUUCCUCACUUUCCUGUACCGGUAUUCCAUUUCUGGACCCCACGCCGUACCCAUUGAAAAGCACAUCUCACACUUCAUGCAAAACGUCCCAUUUCCGUCCACUCAGAGGCCCCGUAUCCUUGUGCAGCUGUCUCCACACGACAGCUUGAUACUGAGCCAACCUGUGUCCUCCCCCCUGCCUCUUAGCGGUGGCAGUCUCUCCACGUUACUGCUAAAUCUCGGCCCAAAGAAUGCAGCCACGCUGCUUGUUCUGGCUGUCACAGAGCACAAGAUCCUGGUCCAUUCCUUGCGUCCCGCUGUGCUCACUAGUGUUACAGAGGCCCUUGUGUCUAUGAUCUUUCCUUUUCACUGGCCGUGCCCCUACAUCCCUCUGUGCCCGCUGGCCCUGGCUGAUGUGCUCAGUGCGCCGUGCCCCUUCAUUGUGGGCCUGGACUCCAGAUACUUUGACCUUUACGUGCCUCCAGCUGACAUCAGCUGCGUGGAUUUGGACACCAACACCAUCUCCCAGAAAGACGACAAAAAGGCGUUAACAUGGAAAAUCCUGCCCAGAAGAGCUUGCAAGAAUCUUCUAAAUACCUUGAGUAAGCUCUAUCAGCAGCUCACAGAAGGGGGUCAUGUAAAUCGUGAUGAUGUGCAGAUGAACCACACGGCGACUGACGAUGAGCUCUACGGAGGAAAAAGCCUCCACACUCUGGAGCUGGAGAUCCAGGAAGCUUUCCUGCGGUUUAUGGCAGCGAUCCUGCGGGGUUACCGCUCAUACCUGCAGCCAAUCACCCAAGCUCCAUCGGAGAAAACCACCGAUGUCACCUCGCUUUUUGACCUACAAGGAUUCCUGAAGAGCAGAGACCGCUCACAUCAGAGGUUUUACUCCCUCAUGACCAAAACUCAAAUGUUCAGUCGCUUCAUUGAAGAAUGCUCCUUUGUCAGCGAUAAGGACGCCAGCCUGGCCUUCUUUGAUGAGUGCGUUGAUAAGUUAUUUACCACUGGAGGCAAGAUGGACAGUGAGCGACCAGAGGACACCCGGCUAAUUGAGUUGGAUGAAUCCCAUGGCAGCGAACACACGGUCUACGUCAACCCUCCAGAGCUGCCUCCUCUACCCCACGGAGAAGAGUAUCCUCUGCGCUACAGCUACUCUAGAUUCCCUGUGUUGAGCGCUGAGCUCCUGGAGCCGCUGGAGGGACCAAAUCCAUCUUCAACGGGGACCGCUUCACGCCACAGCAGCCCGGCCAGCCCCACGGCCAUCUUUAGACGCUCCAAGCAGGAGAUCAAAUCGGCUCAAAGGAUGGCCAAAACCCAUUCAUCAGUGCCCCAGAUGUGGUCCAAAUGUCUGCUGCGCCACUGCUAUGGUCUGUGGUUUAUCUGCCUGCCAGGAUUUGUUGGCAACUGCCACUCUAAGGUGCGUGCUCUGCGCACAGCUUAUGAUGUGCUGAGGAAGAUGCAGGAGAAGAAGCUGCAAGCUCCAGAUGAGGUGUGUUACCGUGUGUUGCUGCAGUUGUGUGGUCAGUACAGCCAGCCGGUGCUCGCUGUCAGGGUGCUGUUCGAGAUGAAAAAGGCUGGAGUUCAGCCUAACGCUAUUACUUACGGGUACUACAACAAGGCUGUGCUGGAGAGCACGUGGCCCUCCACCACCAGAGGAGGAUACUUUCUCUGGGGAAAACUGAGGAACGUGCUACUAGGCGUGCUCCAGUUCAAGCAAGCCAGAAGAAAACGACAAACUCCGCACAGAGAGGCUCAGCUUUCAGAUGGCAGUGAUCUAGACACCGUCAGUCAUGGGAGCAUGGACAGUGCAAACGACUCUGCUGAGCGGACCUCCAUCGACACCGACUUCACCAAAAUGGACUCCAGCGAUGACGGGUUCAGUACAGGCGGCCAAUCUGACCAAGGCUACGAUUCUCUUUCCAAAGAAGAGGAGAGGUUGUGCAGCAGAGAGGCUGACGGCAGCGCUCUAGUGGAGGAUAAAAUGCUGAGGCGGUCCAACAGUGGCAGCAGGCUGGGUUGUAGUCCAUCCAACGACACUCAUCUAUGUGGAGUUUUGCCAAAGACGGAGAGGCCCAAAUCUCUAGAUUUGUCUGGACAGGGAUUUACCAGGCUCACCGUGCCUCUUCUGAACUCGCCAAAGCAGCACUCCCCUGCCUCUGACAGGCUGGACGGAGUAGAAGAGGAAGAUGUGGAGUCGGUGAAACAGAAGGUGGACAGAAGCGCCAGGAGGACAGGCUCUGAGGCGCAGUUGGACCCGCUGUCACAGAUGGCGGCGGAGCCCGAGUGUGAUCAAAGCAGCGGCAGCAGCACGCCCAGCUCCAGCCGCAACCUUGUUGAGGAGAUCGAGACGUACAUGAACAGCAGCAGCAGCCCCCUGAGGAGCUGCACAGACUCUUCCAGCCCGUUGUUUCGCUCUCCACAGACCUCCACGCUCGUCCGCUCCAGUACACACCUUUCUCUGCCCGUCAGAUCCAAAGAGCGGCUGAGACCCUCGCCGUCGCUCCCUCUGGGCGUGUGCAGGAAGGACAGAGAGAGACCUUCCUCUCUGGUGUCUCCGUCAUCCCCCUCCCCGUCUAACUCCUCAUUCUCCAUGGACUCUCUCUUCACCCCAACUCUGGAUAUCUUCAAGAGCAGCGUCAUAUCGGCGGGGAAAGGCGUCGCUGAGAAAGCCAGUCGCCUCUACUCCCGUUUGUCCUCGCAGACUUCUUUAACGCAGGACGCCAACUGUGACCGCCUCAGUGUGUCCUCGCUGACCUCAGCAGAGGCCGAAUGCUCCUCUCUGACCGAUCACUACGACUCCAGUCUGGACCCAGAAGGCUUCACUUCUCCUCAGCACGGCGCCGUGUCCCGGCUGAGGAGAAGCCCUGUCGGAGCGUGCCACCCGAGCCUGGGCAGCCCCAGCAGCCCCACGGGGGUGUUCAGACACAACUCCUUCUCAGGUGGUUUGGCACUUCCUCCUAAAACUCCUCACACUCCAAGCUCCUCCCCCGAUUCAAGCCGCUUCCAGCCAACCUCUGCUUAUAUCUUUGAGGUGCUGAUGUCCAGUUGUUCUCUCUGUAAGACUUGUGACUGUUUGGUGUACGAUGAGGAGGUCAUGGCGGGCUGGACGGCGAAUGAUUCAAACCUCAACAGCACCUGUCCGUUCUGCGGCACAGCCUUCUUGCCUUUCCUAAAUGUUGAAAUUAAAGAUUUAAAACCACAAAACAAGUUGUCUAAGCCCAGUAAUCCUGUUAAAGAAGAAGACAUCUCUGCAGCACUCAGUCCAGAGGUCAACAUGUCUGCAGCUCAGCCAUCUGCAGCUUCCACACACACGGUGGAGAGCGGUGGAAGUGCUGGCGUCCCUCCACCAGCCUCGGCCCCGACAUCUGCUCCUGAUUUGGUGACUGUGCCCUACCUAAGCCCCUUAGUUCUGUGGAAGGAGCUGGAAAGCCUGCUGGUGAACGAGGGCGACCAGGCCAUCUCCUCCCCGAGUGUUGUGGACCAGCACCCCAUCGUCUUCUGGAACCUGGUGUGGUACUUCAGACGGCUGGAGCUACCCAGUAACCUACCAGCUCUCAUCCUGGCAUCCCAGCACUGCACUGGUGGAGAGCAGACUCUUCCCAGUGUUUCAUCGGAGGACAGUAAGCAGGUGCUGGUGAGGGUUAUGUGGGACAACUUGAAGCUGCAUCGAGACAGAGUUCAACCCUGCUAUGUGCUGUGGAACACGCACUGCGCCAACUCCUUGAUCCGCUCUGGAUUGUGUGAAGAAGGUCAGCUGUUCACCGUGGAGCUGCUGCAGAGCUUUGUGAGGAGCAUUAAGAAGAGCGAUGUCUAUCAACCCAUGAGUCAGAUCAUCCAGCUGCUGGGGCCGGAGCUGGGGUUCAAGAGACAGAGGAGCCUCUAUAGAGAUCUGUUGUUCCUGUCUCUAGUGGCUUUGGGAAAGAACAACAUUAAUAUCAAUGCUUUUGACCGGGAGUACAGGCUGGCGUAUGACCGCCUCACCCCCAGCCAGGUGAAACUGACGCACAACUGCGAUCGGACCCCUGGAGCGGGGGUCAUGGAGUGCAGGAGGACUUUUGGGGAGCCCGGUCUCUGAACCCUCUUUCCCCGUAAAACGUUGGACUACAAUCACUGCUGCUGAUGACUGCUCCUCAGACUCAGGACCAGCUGGCUUGACUGGAACAAGCUUGUAAAAGCACAAGGAACAUUCCUCUUGACAUUAAACAACUGCCAUGAGCUUCUGUCAGAGCUGAGAGGUAUGAAGUGACGGGCCUCGUCUGUAAAUUAUUUGAAAAUUGUCCAUAUUUUCAGUAUACUUGUAGUAAAAUGUUUAUACCGACUAUUUUAUGCCUUCUUUUCUGUAAAGUGAGUGUGGGAUCGUCCAAAUUCCUCUGAGGUCUUGGUGGCCUUGUUCAGACUGUUGUGUGUGGGUGGGUGUGUUAACGUAACGUAUACUUUCAAGUUGAUGUCCAUUUAUUUACAAAGCACUUUGACAAGAUGACCUCUUUUUUUUUUUUUUUUCUCAGUUGCAUAACCUAAUGGUCCAUCAACCAAAGCCACAGUUUAUGUAACGCUUGAAAGAGCUGCAGACUGACUUCAAGUCACACUCAAUCCAACUCUAAACAAAAAGAAACUCCGACUUUACAGCGGUUCUCACAUAUUUAACUGCUUUGUAGCAUCAGAUCAACACAAGAAAACAUCCAAAUAAUAUAUUUGCACACUUUUUAUCCUUUUUAUUUCUUUCUUUUUACAAUAUCAGUAACUUUCAUCACAACUGAUUUAUUUAAUCUUUUAUUACAGCGACUUGUUUAAGUCGGUUCAUUAAAACAAGUACAAUCAAACUAAAAGUGAACAAAUGGUUUAGUUUAAUUCUUUUUUUUCUUUUUAAUAACAGGGUUGUAUAACAGUGUGACAGGUCUCUAAAUAUGUACAGGCUGUUCUGUACUUUUCCUUCGUGGUCCUAACUGUUUGGUGUAAAAGUCAACUUUAGAUUUUUAGACGACUGUGCAAUGUUUUAAUGUGGCACACAGAGCGGGAAACGACUUGUGCUUAAAACCCUUGUUGUUAAUGACUGUUUCUAUGAACGAAUCACAGUGCAGAGGGGAGUUUUUGCACUGUUUUUAAAACAUGAAAUGCACUUUUAUCUGCCAAUUUAUUAGGUACACCUUGUUUGCACUGACCAACUUUUCUCAUUAGAACUGCCUUAAUCAUGCAGACUAAAGGGGGAUGGGUUGGUUUUUAGGAGGAUUAAAAUGCCAAGAAAAUAUCUUCUAUCAUGAUACUAUACUGCCACAAGCCUGGACCUUUAAAGCAAGACGGACUGGAACUCGUGAGUUGAUUUCACAUUACAGUUUCUUUUUUGUCGUCAUCAAUGAGAUGUUUACCCAAUUCAUGAACUCCCUGAGGCUUUUAUUUUGUUAACUGUCUCAUAAUUCCAGCAAGUUUCCUGAUGUUGUGUUUAAGCUAACAUGCAUCAAUGCUGUUGUCAUGUUUGAAUCAAAGAUGGCGUGUACCCAAUAAAAAAGUGUAAAGAUAAAAGCUUUCUCCUCCCCAAAA
This is a messenger RNA of Oryzias melastigma (Indian medaka), 6711 nucleotides long. It is a transcript of the gene dennd4a, whose product is annotated as DENN/MADD domain containing 4A. The transcript has 30 exons. NCBI's taxonomy places the organism in Eukaryota, Metazoa, Chordata, Actinopteri, Beloniformes, Adrianichthyidae. Gene Ontology annotation, cellular component: cytoplasmic vesicle. The coding region runs from base 221 to 5251 and encodes 1676 amino acids. The record is from RefSeq and is a predicted model, not a curated record. Gene Ontology annotation, molecular function: protein binding. Gene Ontology annotation, biological process: regulation of Rab protein signal transduction.